This is a messenger RNA of Corylus avellana, 1158 nucleotides long. RefSeq names its product F-box protein CPR1-like. Gene Ontology annotation, molecular function: protein binding. NCBI's taxonomy places the organism in Eukaryota, Viridiplantae, Streptophyta, Magnoliopsida, Fagales, Betulaceae. The record is from RefSeq and is a predicted model, not a curated record.
AUGAAGAAGGAAUUUGUUCACCGAAAGAUGAAGAGUCUCCCGCAAGAGCUCAUCACCGAGAUACUUUCCCUACUUCCCAUCAAGCCACUGGUUCGUUUUCAGUGCGUUUCGAAGCCAUGGUUCUCCCAAAUCAACAACUCAGAUUUCAUCAAGUUGCAUCUCAAACUCAAUCACUCCAGAGAACGCACCCUCAUUGUGAAGGAGACCGAGUUCCCUCAUGAUUACUACAAGGUAAACUUUUCCAACGAGGGUCGGUUCGGCGAGGCCGUGAAGAUCAAAAAGCCACUGCCAUCAGAAGAAUGCACACUGGUUGUAGGAUGUUGCAACGGCUUGGUUUGCAUCAGAGACUUGAAUUGUGAUGGUGAGAUUGUGAUAUGGAACCCAUUAAUUGGAAAAUACAAGAAAUUACCCUCUAAGAGGCUUAUAGAUACUUUUUAUGAUAGAUUUAGUUACGAUUUCUUAGCAUUUGAAUACGAUCCAGUCAACGACGACUACAAGGUUUUUAAGUUUGUGACGCGAGUCACCCGACGUGCCUGGGAUGAAGAAGAAGGAGUAUAUAGCCGUAAGGAAAGAGUAUAUAGCCGUGAGCUAUAUAGUCUGCGAGAACACUCUUGGAGAAUGGUCAAAGAAAAAUGGCCUUUGAAGGAAUCGUAUAUUUACUCAGAUUGGCCGGCUUUCUUAAACGGUACUUUCCAUUGGUGGGUUGGUCGGACGAACUUCAAAAAGGUCAUUGUCACAUUCAACCUCAGCACAGAAAAAUUUCAAGUACCAAAUUUUGAUUUUUUUUUUUUUAUGAAACCGUGUGUCAAUAUUUUGGUGUUGCGAGGAUGGCUUUGUCUUAUCGUGGGUGAGGAAGUUAAGGAAGUUUGGGUGAUGAAGGAGUACGGGGUGGCCAACAGUUGGACUCUGCUUUAUACAGUGCAGCUAGACUCGGCCUUUUACAUCUGCCGACCUUUGCUCUUCUCACAUGACGGGGGUGAAGAGGUUUUGACGAGAGAGAAGGAAAUUAUAGAGCGGGACUUGCAUCAACUCUUUUGGUAUGACAUAAAAAAUAAAACACAUAGGAUUGUUGAGAUUCAAAAUAUGCCCAGUGGUUUAUAUAUGUCAUACACUUGUGUGGGAAGCCUCCUUCUCCUCGAUGCUGACCAUGACAAUUAA